Messenger RNA from Botrytis porri, 123 nucleotides. RefSeq lists its product as uncharacterized. The record is from RefSeq and is a predicted model, not a curated record. Bases 1 to 123 code for a protein of 40 amino acids. Lineage: Eukaryota; Fungi; Ascomycota; Leotiomycetes; Helotiales; Sclerotiniaceae. The transcript has 2 exons.
AUGGCGCUCGAAUGUACGGUACAAACCUCGACCGACUCUCAAAAACAAUCACAGGAUUUGGAUAGCGAUGACUCCUUCGACCCUAAUUCCUUGCCGGUAAGAUCUAUUCCUCACACACUGUAA